GCGCAGUGUCAGCUACUGGGGUGCAGCUGAGGUUGACUGGAGCCUGCCCGCGGGUGUAGACAACACUCGUUCGGCUCAGUGUAUGUCUAACCAGCUGUGAAGAGGUGCGAUCUGCUGCAUUAAAGGAGAGUCUGGGGUAGCUGCUGGACCCCGAGGACCACUCACCUUCAGAACCCUCCGGAAGUUGGAAGACAGGUCCAUCUUUUCCUGCAACUGCUCUUUUGAAAUGCAACAAGAACAGCUAGCCCAGUGAAUCAUCCUAACCCGUGUUUAGGUGGCUAGAGCUUCACAAGUCGUGAUGAAUGGGAGUUGUUAAAAUUUUAAUGCAAAAGCUAAGAAGGGCUGCUGUGUUCAAUGGUUAAGAUCAGAGUACUCUUCACAGCUUCACAGUCCUGGAGGCUCCUUUUGUGUGGUGUUAAGGAAAUCGUCAGCCAUGGAUGUAUUCAUGAAAGGACUUUCAAAGGCCAAGGAGGGAGUUGUGGCUGCUGCUGAAAAAACCAAACAGGGUGUGGCAGAAGCAGCAGGGAAGACAAAGGAGGGUGUUCUCUAUGUAGGCUCCAAAACCAAGGAGGGAGUGGUUCAUGGUGUGACAACAGUGGCUGAGAAGACCAAAGAACAAGUAACAAAUGUUGGAGGAGCAGUGGUGACAGGCGUGACAGCAGUGGCACACAAGACGGUGGAGGGAGCUGGGAACAUUGCAGCUGCCACUGGCUUUGUCAGAAAGGACCAGCUGGGCAAGAAUGAAGAAGGAUCCUCCCAGGAAGGAAUUCUGGAAGAUAUGCCAGUGGACCCUGACAAUGAGGCCUAUGAAAUGCCUUCUGAGGAAGGCUAUCAAGACUAUGAACCAGAAGCCUAGGAAAUACCUUUGCUCCCAGUCUCUUGAAAUCUGCUGACAAAUGUUCCAUUCCUGUGCAAGUGCUCAGUCCCGGUGCGCAGUCCUGACGUUUGCCCUGAGUUUUUACAGUGUAUUUCCAAGUCUUCCAUCGGCAACAAUUGAAGUCUCCAUCCCUGCCCCUCAGCCCUGCGGUGCACCCUCACUUCAGUGAAGGUGUGGUGGCAGGCUCCUUGUGUGCUGUGGAUAUUGUGGCUUCAAAUCUAAAAUGUUAAAACAGAUUAAAAACACCUAAGUGACUACCACUUAUUUCUAAAUCUCUACUAUUUUUCUGUUGCUGUUGUGAUUUCUUCUCAUAUAGUAUAAAAUUUUAGGUGUCUUUAAUGAUUCUAAGAAUAAUGAUAUAUUGUGAAAAUUAAAAUAUAUAAUAUAUCAAAAUAUGUGCGCAUGAAUCUAUGCACCUAUAAAUAUUAACUGAAAUUUCACUGUUUUGUGAUGUGUUUUAUUAACUAGUGUUUGUAUAUAAAUGGUGAAAAUUAAAAUGUUAUCUCAUUAUAAAA
Messenger RNA from Cavia porcellus (domestic guinea pig), 1392 nucleotides. RefSeq names its product synuclein alpha (gene Snca). Bases 434 to 856 code for a protein of 140 amino acids. Gene Ontology annotation, biological process: regulation of dopamine secretion; chemical synaptic transmission; synapse organization. The transcript is spliced from 7 exons. Gene Ontology annotation, cellular component: axon terminus; cytoplasm; neuronal cell body. Gene Ontology annotation, molecular function: cuprous ion binding. The record is from RefSeq and is a predicted model, not a curated record. NCBI's taxonomy places the organism in Eukaryota, Metazoa, Chordata, Mammalia, Rodentia, Caviidae.